AUGUUUUCGAGCCAUUGGAUCCUCUCGAUUGACCGCAUACCCGAUACCCAAGUGCAUAUGCCCAACAUGGCCCAUCACGACGCGCUUGUCAUGAAAACUUCGGAAAAGGGGAAGCGGGCUUUUAACGGGUUUGUAGGAGACUCUCCUUUUGUGCAGGCUGGCAGAAAAGCCCAAGGGGCCUUUGCUCAAAAACGGCUGAGCAGGGAUGAUGCCUUUUUGGGGGACUUCAGCCGACGAUCCCCAUCAAAGCGAACUGCCGAAUGA
Molecule: messenger RNA, 264 nt
Organism: Paracoccidioides lutzii Pb01
Exons: 2
Coding region: 1-264 (87 amino acids)
Source: RefSeq, a predicted model, not a curated record